GUCACUAAUCAGUCACUAAUCACGAGAAAGUUACUCUAAAUAACAAGUUAUAGUGAGCGGAUUAUCGAUAUGAUGUUGCCUUUCUUGCCCACCAUCUGUUUGUAAAAUUGUCUGAGAGACAAAACGGAGUAAGAUUGUGCACCAAAAAUGGCUCAAACUUGGAAGAAAACAGCUCUUUUGGUCAUAGACAUGCAAAAAGAUUUCGUGUUGCCUGGUGCGCCGAUGCUGGUAGAUGGUGCUGCAGCCAUUGUUCCUAAUGUCAUUAAAGCUGUGGAAGUUGCAAGAGAACGCGGCAUGCUUGUUGUUUGGGUUGUUCGGGAACAUGAUGCCUUAGGUAGAGAUGUUGAACUCUUCAGAAGGCACCUGUAUAGUGAAAAAGGGGGACCUACUGUAAAAGGACAAGAAGGUGCUGAACUUGUUGAAGGACUUGAGAUACGCAAAGGAGAUUAUAAGUUGGUUAAGACACGCAUGAGUGCGUUCUUUGCUACACACCUUCAUUCAUUUCUUCUAACUUCUGGAAUUGAUAGUUUGGUCAUUGUUGGAAUUCAAACUCCUAAUUGCAUUAGGCAGACAGUCUUUGAUGCCGUAGCAUUGGAUUACCCUUCUGUCUCCGUCAUUGUUGAUGCCACAGCUGCUAAAACUCCUGAAGUUCAUGCUGCCAACGUUUUCGACAUGAAUAAUAUUGGAGUAGCCACUCCAACCUUAAAAGAAUGGUGCAAGGCAAGUGUUUGAUACAAGUUUGUGUUUCUUUCUCUUGUGGGAAAGUUGAUUUAUUGAUGAAGAUUUGUGCGGGGUUACAACGGAUGUCAUUCUUACGUCUACAAUCAAUUGAAUCAUAUGUAAUUCAAUACCAAAGCUACAACAGAUCGAAAGACCCCCUCGUGGAAGGCUGUAUCAAACAGCGAUGUGAAAGAGGGUAUUCACCAUUGUCAUAUCUCAUCUACAACGAUCGUGGUUUUGCCGGAUUAGAAUUUUGUUUG
This is a messenger RNA of Spinacia oleracea (spinach), 980 nucleotides long. Its product is annotated as probable inactive nicotinamidase At3g16190. Lineage: Eukaryota; Viridiplantae; Streptophyta; Magnoliopsida; Caryophyllales; Amaranthaceae. The record is from RefSeq and is a predicted model, not a curated record. The coding region runs from base 148 to 732 and encodes 194 amino acids. The transcript is spliced from 6 exons.